This is a messenger RNA of Sorghum bicolor (sorghum), 2382 nucleotides long. Its product is annotated as B3 domain-containing protein Os01g0905400. The transcript has 4 exons. Lineage: Eukaryota; Viridiplantae; Streptophyta; Magnoliopsida; Poales; Poaceae. The record is from RefSeq and is a predicted model, not a curated record. Bases 134 to 2269 code for a protein of 711 amino acids. Gene Ontology annotation, molecular function: DNA binding.
AGGAAGAGCACAUGCAGCAAGCCGCAGGCAUUAUUGGUGUCUUCCUCUUCCCCACCCUGCCGUUCCGCAAGGAACAUUUGCGCUACUUGCCUUUGCCCCUGCCCCUGUGAAAUGCGCGCGCGCAUGUAUUAGCAUGCAACCUGCAAUGGACGCGGAGGUGGUAGGGGUAGCUGUGAAGCAAGAGCCAGAGGAGAUCGUGGCCGAAGCAGACGGUGACGAGGAGGGGGAACCGGAGAAGGUGGUGGUCAAGAGGAGGAGGAAGAAGAAGACGGCCUGCGAUCCGCACAAGAAGCGUGCAUGCGUGGAUUGCACCAAGAGGUGUGCCCGGAUCCAUGGCCGGCCUGCUUCGCCGUCCGCAUUGCCGUCUUCCAGCAAUGCACGGCCGGUCCCUGCAGUGCCGUCCUUCUUCAAGGUCAUGAUGGGCUACUUCUCCGAGGGCAUGGAUAUACCAUCCCCAUUUGCCAGGACAAUCUGGGACCUGGCAGGCUCCAACAUCUUUCUCGAGGACGCAUUUGGGCUCCGGUGGCGCGUGCGGCUCUGCUUGCGCGACGGCGUACUGUCAUUUGGGCAUGGAUGGAAGAACUUUGUGUUGGACCACGCCGUCAGCUGUGGCGAGUUCCUGGUGUUCAGGCAGAUUGCCAGGUCAGUCUUCACCGUGCAGAUGUUUGCCCCAUCGGCUGUUGAGAGGCUCUAUCACUGCGAGAAGAACAAAAGGCAGAGCCGGAAGAGGAAGCCCAGGCAGAAAACAUGCUCUCCCAGUAUCCAGACUGUCAAGGUAACCAAGAACAGUGUGAAAAACAGUAAGAAGAGGCUACGUACUGAUGAUCAACAAAAUGGUAUACGCCCAAGAUGCCGUAAGAGCAAGAUGGCAGCUGAGGUCUGCAUCGACGAGUCUGACGUUCCAGAUUCUGCAUCUGAACCGAAAUGUUCAGACACAUCAGAGAGAGUACCGGAGGCUGGAGCCGCAGAACCACAAGAAAUUUCUGAGGCCCCUGCGGGACAUGAGUGUGAAGUUCAGGGGGUGUUAGAUGGAGAGGCAAAAAUAGCAGAUGACAGCACAAUACUUGGAGAAGAUCAAAGCAAUCACAAUGCUAUUUCUGCAAGUAUUAUGCAAGUCUCUACUGCUAAUGAAAUAGAGCCUGGCGAGGGCUUGAAUCUGCCGACAGAUUUUGAUGCUAGUGUACCUCUUGCUAUGAUGGAUCUUAAUGAAGUGAGUAUCGACGAUAUAUUUCUGUCGGCUGAUAUAUAUGAAUUUGAAAGCGAUAUGUGUAACCCAGAAUCAUUUUCUGUUGAUCUGAAUAUGGUAGAGCCAAUUACUACUGGCCAAACCUCAGGAUUCAGUUGCCUUGAGGAUACCCCGCAGAAUCACCUUUCUUCUAUGGGAGAUGGUCAUCGUUCUUUGAUCCCAGAAGCAGUACUAUGUAUCGAAAAUAAAGAGAUGACUGAUGUACUUGGAACAGGAACAUCAUAUUUUGUUGACUCCUCAGUGCAUGAUAUAGACAUCAACGCGUUGCCUGCUAAUGAGCCACCAUCAUUUGGAGAGGAUAACCCUUCUCCUCAAGCUGAUGCUGAAAUGCAUUCUAAUGAAUGUGGAUUAAGCAGCUGUAAUAAGGAUAAAGGCAAUAGUUUGCUCCCUCUCAUGAACAAGCAAACUGCACAUAAAGAAUCAGAUUCUUCCAUGACCACGGAGCAGGAUAAAGCACAAGGUGGCCAAUGUAACAUGCAAGAUAGUAUAAGACAGCAUGCUACUGAAAUCAUGUCGAGAAGUGCAAAGCCUCAUGAACUUGCUGAUCUCAGGCAGAAUCAUCUGCAAACAGGAAAUGGCUCUGAAUCCAUCCACAGUGGAGCCUCUGAAUCUGGCGGCGUUCUUGCACUCACAACAAACAGCAUCGAGUUUUGCAUCGAUGUGCCUGCACCAGGGCAAACAUGGCUUGUGAGUAAUCCUGACUAUUCUAUUUCCUUGACUGCUCUGAGCUCACCGUUCUGCACCAUAGUUCUGAAAGAUCUUUUACAGGAGCUUCCCGGUCGACUGCCGGUUCUUCCAAGAACGAAGAAACAUGGGAGGAAGGUUGUAAUACUCAAGGACCCAUGCAUGAGACUCUGGCCUGUGCUCUACCAAUGCACUCCUAGGUUCAAUGGCUUCAUCACUGGGUGGGUUGACAUCUGCAGGGAGAACCGACUCCAGCAAGGUGACACCUGCGAGUUUGAACUCAGCGGUAACUCUGAACUCUCAUUCCAACUCCAAGUGCGCGUGCCCAAUACGCAGUAGCCAUUGCUAGCCAGAAUGUUGAUGUUUUCUAUCGUAUCUUAAGCUUGUUCAUGUUAUCUGUGUCCCAUCUGUUUAUUAAUCUCCAAAGAAGAAACUAUGUAGACUUCUGUCAA